ACACACACACACACACACACACACACACACACACUUACGCACACACAGGGCAGUAGGGUUCCGGCAGCCGUUCUGAAAAGACCUCCUCUCCACUACUACUGCUACUACUACUACUACUAUUAUUGCUGCUGCUGCUACUACUACUACUACUACUACUACUACUACUACUACUACUACUAUCACCGCCAUCACCGUAAUCUCCAAGUGUUCCCACAGGUCAAGGAAACAAGAGACGUGUGAAGGAAGGAAGGAAGGAAGGAAGGAAGGAAGGAAGGAAGGAAGGAAGGAAGGAAGGAAGGAAGGAAGGAAGGAAGGAAGGAAGGAAGGAAGGAAAGAAGAAAGGAAGAGAGGAAAGAAAGAAAGACAAGAGAAAUGAAUAACAGGCGACAUGAACAGGCGGCGUGGUGGGCAGGCUGGGUGGGUCACAUGCCGCGGGUGACCUCCCUUCUGCAGGAGAGGUCAUGGUUGUCCCCGUGGAUGUUACCGAAGACUGCAAACUCCAUACUGAGGGCCAUUGGCAUUGUAGCCUUUGCCAACAGCCCCCUAAGUGGCCUAUUCAUCCUGGCAGGCAUGUUUGUGGGGAACCUGAAUGUGGGAUGGGCUUGUCUGCUGGCUGGCGUCAUUGGGGUCAUCUUUGCAAAGCUCCUGAACCAACCAGAGGACCUGUUAGGGGAUGGAGUUGUGGUUUUCAAUGGUAUUCUGGUGGCCUGCAUCUCUGUGGCUGUGUUUCCCUCCCUCUCCGGACACCAGGUUGAUGCGGCCUUCUGGGGUGUGUUGGCGGUGAUGCUGGUGGUCACCGCAUACAUCGAUAAAGGGUUGAAUGCUUUAAUGGCCCCUUCCAAGCUGCCGGCCCUGUCCGUCCCCUUCAACAUUGCUGCGGCCCUCUUGCUCCUCAGCCUCAGGGGGUCGGCGGGCAUGACAGGCACACACACACCGGAGGAAGCCAGUAUCUCAAGUGAAGACAGUGAGGGAAAUGGUACCUUGAUUCUCAGCGAUGGGAAUGGGACCUUAACUGAGCUGGAUGGAAAUGUAACAGAGGUGGACUGGUUGAAGGUGAUGGAGGGCAGUGUGCUGGCAGCGGGGCAGAUCUACGGUGUGGGGACAAUAGACUCUUCAAUCCUUGUGUUACUCGGCUUCCUGGUGUUUUCUCCACUCCUCACCACCUUUUUCCUCCUUGGCGGCAUCAUUGGCUCUGUGCUGGGCGCGGUGGUGAGUGUGGCGCCCUACAGUGAGGUGUACGCCGGGCUGUGGGGCUACAACGCCAUGCUUACAGCGGGUGGCAUUGUAUACUUCCUGCACGUUACGCCCUCCUCCACCCUCGCUGCGGUGGUUGGUGCUACCCUGGCCGCCCUCACCCAGGCUGCCUCACUCCACGUCUUCAGUGCGAUGACAGUGCCAGUCCUCUCCUAUCCAUUCAACGUGGCCACCCUCCUCAUUCUGGCCAUAAGCACAGUCCCCAACCCCCCGUUGCUAUGGGUGGGGAACAAGACUUUCCCCGAGCACCACAUCUACCUCUACCUCAAGCACCUCGGCCGGAAAGAUAGCCUGGGCCCUGCGGAGAACCAAGAAAUACCUCUGUCAAUCAGCAACAAAUAAACAGACGAACAGACGAACAGAAGGUAAUGAUGUAACUGCAGGAGGAAGAGACAGAGGAGGAGGAGGAGGAGGAGGAGGAGGAGGAGGAGGAGGAGGAAGAGGAGUAUUGUUUGUUUUCAAGAGGAUGUGGAAGAGAAGCAAGAUGAAAUAAAAGAAGAAAAAGAAGAAGAAUGAGAAUAAGGAAGAAUAUGAACUAAUAAAAGAAGAAGAAGAAGAAGAAAAGGAUAAGAAGGAACACAAGGAGGAUGAGAAAUAUGAAUAAACAAAAAAGAAAGAAAAAGAAGAGGGAAAAAAGAAGAGCAGCUAUUAAAAAUGAACAAGAGGAAGAGGAAGAAGAUGAAAAAGAACCAUUUUUCUCUUCCUCUCCUUCCCUUUCCUCUAUCAACAGCAAAACCUCCAUGAACCAAACUACCCGGGGCGAGGCGACCAACGGCUUACACGAAAGUUGGGUUUAUCCGAAAAUACAUGUUUUUGUUACUUACACAACACCUCUUAGUACAUUACAAGCACAUCACAAGCCCCAAGAUAGAUAGUUACACCAUAUUUUGUUAUUACACACUGUACAAGACGCACUUACUGAUCACUUACUUGGUCAUUGAACUGCAUGCAACACACUGGUCACAUGAGAGGUAAGUAACAUUAAGCACUGUAUUUUCUUUUUUUUUAUGUAAGAGGGACACCGAUCGAGGAAAAAAAAAAAAAAAAAGCCCACUGAGAUGCUGGUCCCCGAAUAUGGUCCAAAGCGGUAGUCAAAAAUUGAUGGGUAAGUGUCUUGAAACCUCCCUCUUGAAGGAAUUCAAGUCAUAGGAAGGUGGAAAUACAGAAGCAGGCAGGGAGUUCCAGAGUUUACCAGAGAAAGGGAUGAAUGAUUGUGAAUACUGGUUAACUCUACUGAUAGUGUCCCUUUGCUUGUGACACACUCGCGGUCAAGGAUGUUGGCUGGAGGUUCUGGUGUGGGUGGGGAUGGAGUGGAGGUGGGCAUGCUGUCAGGAGGUUGGGUGGUUCAAAAGGGUGUUCAGGUUAUCCCACAUUCGGCUCAUUUGGGUUCGGUUCACGGGGUUUUGCUGGCUCAGGAGGUUCGGAGGUUUAAAAGAGUGUUCGGGUUAUCCCACAUUCGACUCACUUGGGUUCGGUUCAGAGAGAUUUUGCUGUAGCUAUCUACCUUUCCGUCUACCUGUCAAUAGUUUAAUUACCGCCCAAUAUAAUUAUCACAGUUCUCAUUUCAUUUAUUUAUUGUAACUAAUCUUGUGUUUUUUUUAUUUUCACGUAGAUGUUUUAAAUCAUCACAUUUUUAAUUUGUGUUUUCUUGUCUUAUUCAUUUUUGUUAAUUUUGAUAAUGUUAUGUGUGAUUCUUUUUCUAUAAAUGUUUUCAUAUACGUAUAUAAAAAUUGUACUGUGUUUUGUGUUAUUUAUUUAUUUACCUGCAUAUUUUCUUUUUAAUUUUAGUUUUUGUCCAUUUUUAAUCAAGAAAUAUGUGAAGAAGGGAUCACUGAAAACACUCAGAAACUUUUAAAAAAUAUAAGAAAAUGUAAAUGCAAACCAAAAAGUGAAAUAAAAUAAAAUACAAAUGAAAAUUUUAAAAAAUAUGAAACAACAAUGUAUAUAAUUCAGUCUUUUUCCUCUCAGACUUUCUUCCACACCAAAAAAUAUAUUCUAUGUCAAAAAUGAACACAAGAAUACCACUAAUAAUAAUAAUAAUAAUAAUAAUAAUAAUAAUAAUAAUAAUAAUAAUAAUAAUAAUAAUAAUAAUAAUCUAUAUAUAUAUAUAUAGUUCAAGUCAUUCUGAUAACAAUAUGGCACAAGAAAUUACAUAUAUAUAAAAUGGUUAAUAAUUCACAGCCUUAUGGAAUGACUGAGAGAGAGAGAGAGAGAGAGAGAGAGAGAGAGAGAGAGAGAGAGAGAGAGAGAGAGAGAGAGAGAGAGAGAGAGAGAGAGAGAGAGAGAGAGAGAGAGAG
Messenger RNA from Scylla paramamosain (green mud crab), 3551 nucleotides. RefSeq names its product urea transporter 1-like. Bases 373 to 1596 code for a protein of 407 amino acids. Lineage: Eukaryota; Metazoa; Arthropoda; Malacostraca; Decapoda; Portunidae. Gene Ontology annotation, molecular function: urea transmembrane transporter activity. The transcript is spliced from 10 exons. Gene Ontology annotation, cellular component: membrane. The record is from RefSeq and is a predicted model, not a curated record. Gene Ontology annotation, biological process: urea transmembrane transport.